Messenger RNA from Laetiporus sulphureus 93-53, 1798 nucleotides. RefSeq lists its product as uncharacterized. The record is from RefSeq and is a predicted model, not a curated record. NCBI's taxonomy places the organism in Eukaryota, Fungi, Basidiomycota, Agaricomycetes, Polyporales, Laetiporaceae. The transcript has 3 exons. The coding region runs from base 186 to 1718 and encodes 510 amino acids.
GUGAGUGUUGUUCCUCUUAUCUCGUCUAGUGGCCGUUCGGAGGGGCUCGUCCGAGCCGGGGCAGGAAAUAAGGCGUUGGAGCGAAACAAUUUGACAAGAAAUAAGACUUUCGUGCUCCAACCCCACCUGCUCGCGCCUCGCCUCCUCCUAGUUCAUAUCUGCUUCCCUUUUUGCUUGUUAUGUCCAUGUCGUCCGCGUCGUUGGACUCGGCGUCGUUGGCGUCCUCCCAGUCGGCGUCGUCUCCGUCGGCGUCGUCCGUAUCGGUGUCGUCCUUGUCGGUGUCGACAACUGCUACAAGCUCCGCGGCCAACUCAGGAGUAAUUGGUCCGGAUUCUUCCACAUCUUCCUCCAAUCUUGCAUCCACCUCUUCCUCCCAAUUCAUCUCAUCCUCGUCCUCUUCUGUAGCCCCCACAUUAUCCUCAUCUUCGGUACGAUCAAUCUCGAGUACUGACUCCUCCUCUUCCUCCUCAUCAGGUUCAUCCAGCUCGCCAACCCCAUCCAGCACGUCGACAACCACAACCACAUCGACAACGCCAACGUCAACCACACAUACCUCAACGUCCACUACCCCUACCUCUACCUCCUCCUCCACCACUCCCUCAAGUACACCCACUUCCACUGCUUCCUCAACUCCUAUUCCCACGUCAAGUAGUCCUCCACCUAACACUUCUUCGUCUACUUCAAAUCCUCCUUCGUCGUCAUCGACUCAGGCUGGUGGCUCGGGUAGCUCUGAAACUGGCUCAACAGCAACAUCAAGCAGUGCCAAUGGAUCCUCCUCUCAGGCCACACGCACAUCAUCAUCCCACUCUCUGUCUACCUCGUAUUCGACAUUCACGUCUACAAGCACCAGCGUUUUCACAGAUGCUGGAGGCUCUGUCGUCACCUCUGUGCAGACACUGACCGCGACUGCCACGAUCACGAGCGGCGCAUCCAUCGAUGCGACAAAGUCAAGCAAUCACACCGGCGCCAUCGUCGGAGGAGUGGUAGGAGGCGUGGGCGGAGCCCUCGUCCUGCUCGUGCUCCUCUUCUUCCUAUGUCGCCGCCAUCGCAAACGAGAUGACUUUGACGGCAACUUUGACCCCGAUCGUGUCGUGGGCCUGUCAGGAGGCCACGGUGUCGACCUUGCAGGCGCCGAUGAUGUCACGCCAUACACAUACAGUCCGAGCGCUCCGUCCGCGCCGGGCUCAGGCGCGGGCGCGGGCAACGAGGAGAUGCGUCAGCACGGCGAUGUCCCAGCCUUCCUGGCCGGCGGCCUCGCUGGCGCAGGUGCAGGCGGUGCGGCAGCAGCAACAGUCAGAGGCAGACAAUCCGUGAGCCCACCCGCGACGAGCGCGCCCUCGCAGUACUCGCAGUCUCAGUACGCGCCCACGUCGGAGCAGCACCAAGACUACGCUGGAUAUAGCAAUUACGCAAACCCACAGGGCUACGGCGGGUCCGUGAGCCCCGUACCGGCAGGUUACCCCGACUUCCGCCAGCCAUCGCCAGGCCCAUCGCUCGCGCAGACGAGCUCGAGCGGGCCGACUGGUUCGGGCGGCGUCGUGCUGCCAUCGAAUAAGGAGCGCGAGGCAAUGGCGCGCCGCGGUGGUAUGCAGAUUGCGAACCAGGAACCGGCACAGGUCGUGCAGCACCAGGAUGGCGGCCGGCUCGACGCGACGGAGGAGGAGGAGAACGUCUCGAACGAGGUCCCCCCACGGUACGACCAGAUACCUAGAGAUUAGGCGCCAUGCUUUGGCUAUAUUAAGUUAUUUGCGCGCGCUUGCUCUGCGCGCUUCGAGAUCAUGAAGGAUAUCCUGCCCGC